UGUUGCCGUUACUGUCAGCUGUGGAACGGUUCAGUCAUCAAUGGACAGAGUACACACCUAGCCAGCAGCAUAGCCUCUUUCAAUGUACCUUCAUUUCUGCUAUGAAACGCAGGGAAGUAUAAUCAAAUCCGGUUACCUAGUUUCGCUUUCAUCGUUUAUAUUGCAGAUUGAAAUGGAGACAACGUUGUGUUAGCGCGCGCUAUUGAUUAGACUCCAAUAGGCUUUAUUCCUUGCGGAAGAUUUGUUUGAUCUCAACCAUACAUUAACAAUGAUGGAGUAUUGGAGGCAGUGCGCAUUAUGGCUGAUCAACUGCAAGGUGCUUCCACCCAACCAUCGGGUAACAUGGGAGUCCGCCCAGGUAUUCGACCUGGCUCAGACACUCCGAGAUGGAGUGCUCCUGUGUCAGCUUCUCAACAACCUCCGACCCCAUUCCAUCAACCUCAAAGAGAUCAAUCUCAGACCGCAGAUGUCACAGUUCCUGUGCUUGAAGAACAUCAGGACAUUUCUCUCCGCCUGCUAUGAGAUAUUUGGCAUGAAGAAGAGUGAACUCUUUGAGGCCUUCGACUUGUUUGAUGUGCGGGACUUUGGAAAGGUUAUGGACACAUUGUCCAAACUGUCCCGCACCACGAUUUCAGAACAAACCGGAAUAAAGGCUUUUCCUUCAGAGGAGAGUCUAGAAGAAGAUGAGGACAUCUAUAACCACCUAGAAGACCUGAUAGAUGAGAAAGGUGUGGAGGAUGAGGAGGAUCUUUAUGACUGUGUCUACGAUGAUGAAGACGGAGGAGAGAUCUAUGAAGAUCUGAUGAAGGCUGAAGCCGUCCCUCCUCCUCUGGUUAGUUCAAAUCAAAAGCAGGUAGAGACAGACAUCAGGAGCUGCUGUCUGACAGAGAUCAAGCAGACUGAGGAGAAGUACACAGAGACUCUGGACUCCAUAGAGAAGUAUUUUAUGGCACCUCUUACCACAUUCCUGUCCUCGGAGGAGAUGAAGAACGUGUUUGUCAACAUUCCGGACCUGGUUAAAGUUCACAAGAGUCUCAUGGUGGAGAUCCAAGACUCUGUCCACCAUAAAAGUGCUCAGAACAUCUACCAGAUCUUCAUCAACUACAAAGAGAGAUUGCUAAUAUAUGGGAAAUACUGUAGCCAUGUAGAAACGGCCAUCGUUGCUUUGGAUGACAUCUGCAAACACAGAGAGGACAUCCGAAUGAAGCUGGAGGAAUGUGCGAAGAGAGCCAACUAUGGAAAGUUUACACUGAGGGAUCUGCUAGUUGUCCCUAUGCAGCGGGUACUGAAGUAUCACCUUCUUCUACAGGAAUUAGUGAAACACACUCACGACGCGGCUGACAAGAGCAAUUUGCGGCUGGCGCUGGAUGCCAUGAAGGACCUGGCUCAAUACGUCAAUGAAGUGAAGAGAGACAACGAGACUCUGAGAGACAUAGCCCAGUAUCAGAAAUCCAUCGAAAACCUUAAUCAGUCUCUUAGUACCUAUGGGAGACCAAAAGGAGACGGAGAGGUACGCGUUACCUCAAUCGACAAACGUGCCAAACAGGACCGGCACAUCUUCCUGUUCGAUGCUGCUGUGAUCGUCUGUAAGAGGAGAGGAGACAACUAUGAGAUGAAGGAAGUGAUCGACCUGCACCACUUCAAGAUCACCAACAACCCCACAUCAGACAAGGAGAACAGGAAGUGGUCCUAUGGGUUCUACCUGACACACAACCAGGGGCAGAGUGGCUUCGAGUUGUUCUUCAAAACCAAGGAGCUGAAGAAGAAAUGGCUGGAGCAGUUUGGCAUGGCCAUAUCCAACAUACGUCCAGAGAAUGGCACCAGUAACUUCCAUGAGUUCAAGAUGCACACCUUCGACAGAAUCACAUCCUGUAGCUACUGCCACAUGCUGCUAAGGGGUAUCUUUAACCAGGGGUACCUGUGCUCCAAGUGUGGUGUUGGAGCCCAUAAGGAAUGUCUGGGGAGGUUUGGCAGCUGUGGAAAAACAGAUCCGGGCUCCUUCAGAACUCAGGAAAAAUCAGUGCAAGGACGGCGCUCAGAUCCAGGGUUACCUAAGAUGUUGGUGACCAGGAACUAUUUUGGCGUGCCAAGUCCCAUAUGUGGCCCGCCCCUCAACAUCCAGCAAGGUGACAUCAUCGAGCUGGUCUGUGCCGAUCUACACAGCUCCUGGUGGCAGGGCAAAAUUCUGACGACGAGAGAGGUCGGCUUCUUUCCAAGUGACGCCGUGAAGCCGUGUCCAUGUGUCCCCAAACCUGUCGACUACUCCACACAGCCUUGGUUUGCUGGGCCCAUGGAGAGACUUCAGGCUGAGGCAGAGCUGAUCAACAGAGGGAACAGCACCUACCUGGUCCGCCACCGGAGCCGCGAGUUCACAGAGUACGCCAUCAGCAUCAAGUACAACAAUGACGUGAAGCACAUCAAGAUCCUGACCAGAGAUGCCUGCUUCCACAUCGCAGAGAACAAGAAGUUCAGGAGUAUAUUAGAACUAAUUGAGUACUACAAACACCAUUCAUUGAGGGAAGGCUUCAGAAGCCUGGACACCACACUGCAGUUCCCCUACAGAGAGCAGGAGAAUGCUGCUAUGCUCCACACCAACAGACCUGGAGGAAACAUGUUCACCCCUAAGGUGAUGGGUAUGGCGAUAGCCCGCUAUGACUUCAGCUCCAGGGACACCAGAGAGCUGUCUCUACAGGAGGGAGACGUAGUCAAGAUCUACACCAAGUCAGGAGCCAAUGGCUGGUGGAGGGGAGAGGUCAGCGGCAGGGUGGGCUGGUUUCCAUCUACCUAUGUGGAAGAAGGAGAGGAGUGAAAAAGAAAAAUACUGUUUGGUUUAGUACUGGACCCUCUAUGGUUGAUCUGACAGCUUGCUGAGAUGGGACUUCCUUAUCUGGGAUUCCAGCCCUCCUAUUGGCUGUCAGCGACGUCCCAGAGACCUUUGGGAAAAGAGGGGUUUCUCGAUGAACUAGUGACUGGUUCUCUCUGCAACAGUCUAGUGACUGGUUCUCUCUGCAACAGUCUAGUGACUGGUUCUCUCUGCAACAGUCUAGUGACUGGUUCUCUCUGCAACAGUCUAGUGACUGAUUCUCUCUGCAACAGUCUAGUGACUGGUUCUCUCUGCAACAGUCUAGUGACUGAUUCUCUCUGCAACAGUCUAGUGACUGGUUCUCUCUGCAACAGUCUAGUGACUGAUUCUCUCUGCAACAGUCUAGUGACUGGUUCUCUCUGCAACAGUCUAGUGACUGAUUCUCUCUGCAACAGUCUAGUGACUGAUUCUCUCUGCUCUGCUCCACCACUUCAACAGCUUUGUUGUCAGCAGGGGAAGGACCUUUGCCAGAACCCAGUUCUCUCCUUCACAUCCACCUCUCUCCCUCUGUCAAUACUGCUACCGCAAGUUGUCGCUGAAAUAUUUAAAUGCUGCCCAUCCAUCUAUCCAUCCAUCCAUUUAUCCAUCCGUCCACACCACCCAGAAUAUAGCUAAGACUGUGUAAGGAUUUGGAAAAGUGAAAGAGAAAAGAGAGAGAGAGAAGAGACACACACACAAAUACACACACACAGGGCGGCAGGUAGCCUUGUGGUUUGAGCGCUGAAAGGUCGCUAGUUCGAGUCCCCAAGCCGACAAGGAUAAAAAUCUGUCAAUGUGACCUUGAGCAAGCUACUUAACCCUAAUACUGUCAUGAAACACCUCCCACACCCAUCCUCACAGAUUACAAUCUCUGCCACUGAACACGACACACGCACAGGUUGACGUUUAUUGGGAUGAAUAUUGUCCUGGAGGCAGAGCUGAGCGGUCUUUGUUAGCUGGUCCAGCCACAAGGUCAAAAUAGUUUAUAUCGUAAAAAAUAUUCGCUUUUUGGUCUUAAUUUAGGGUUAGGCACAAGGUUAGUAGUGUGAUUAAGGUUAGGGUUAAGAUUAGGGAUUAGGGAUUUUAUGACUUUGUGGCUGUGGCAGCUAGUGACCACCCUGCAGAGCUGCAUCUAGUACAUGAGUCAUCCCAGUAAAUACCAACCUGCCACACACACAAAAGAUGAGAGAGAGGGAUGUUGGGGGAUAUCAUCGCCACCCCGCCCCUCAUGUUCUCAUCUCUCCAGCUGUACAGCAGGCUGGGUUAGGGGCUGCCGCUGUGUGUUGAUCUGAUAGGGACCUGGCUGGCUUGUCAGGGAACAAGCUAGUGAUGCGAUGCUACCCUACGACGGACGCAAGAGGCCCCCGCUUUCUCUUCUCUCUCUUCUCUCUCUUCUCUCUCCGCUCUUUCUCUUCCUUCUGACAGAAAACAAAAGGGAAUACUCUGAUUGGCCUGUAAACACUGUCUCAUGUUACCCCUACUGAUGGGGCCUCCAGCCCUCUGUCUUCUGUAUCUUUCUUUCUUCCUCUCUCUUUGUCUCUCUUUCUCCCUCUCUCUUUCUCCCUCUCUCUUUGUCUCUCUCUCUUUCUCUCUC
This is a messenger RNA of Salvelinus namaycush (lake trout), 4436 nucleotides long. RefSeq names its product guanine nucleotide exchange factor VAV3 (gene vav3a). The transcript is spliced from 27 exons. NCBI's taxonomy places the organism in Eukaryota, Metazoa, Chordata, Actinopteri, Salmoniformes, Salmonidae. Gene Ontology annotation, cellular component: plasma membrane; cytoplasm. Bases 269 to 2809 code for a protein of 846 amino acids. Gene Ontology annotation, molecular function: protein binding; guanyl-nucleotide exchange factor activity. The record is from RefSeq and is a predicted model, not a curated record. Gene Ontology annotation, biological process: intracellular signal transduction; cell migration; regulation of GTPase activity.